AUGCUGUGUAAACUGAUUUUGUUUUUUGCUUUGCUUCUCGUCGUCCUAGAACCUCUGCUUGGGCAUCCGGUGGAUACCUACGCCAGGCCUGUUCUUGUAGAAGAGGAACAGGUGGUGAGUCCAGAAGAUCUGAGUUACUCGGAGCAAGCGUAUCUCGGCUACCCGUCCCUCAUCACCGGAGACAUCAUCCAUGAUGGUCUCAGAACAGCAGGAUUUGUCCCCAGCCAAGCUGUAAAAGAGGUCUUUUUGGAAAAGCCUUUCUUGAAUCCUUUGAGACAUUUCCUGGGCAACAGGAAGCAGUAUCGCAAGAGAGGAAGCAAUACAGAGUGUUUCUGGAAAUACUGCGUCUGA
Molecule: messenger RNA, 351 nt
Organism: Myxocyprinus asiaticus (Chinese sucker)
Lineage: Eukaryota; Metazoa; Chordata; Actinopteri; Cypriniformes; Catostomidae
Product: prepro-urotensin II-beta-like
Exons: 4
Coding region: 1-351 (116 amino acids)
Biological process (GO): regulation of blood pressure; blood vessel diameter maintenance
Cellular component (GO): extracellular region
Molecular function (GO): hormone activity
Source: RefSeq, a predicted model, not a curated record